Prorocentrum cordatum is the source of this 5463-nucleotide messenger RNA. The record is from the annotation of a GenBank genome assembly. Lineage: Eukaryota; Dinophyceae; Prorocentrales; Prorocentraceae.
AUGAGCCGCCCGUGUCGCCUGAACCCAACGAUCGACCUCGAGCGAAUUCGGCCCAUCAUGGAUGACGCGUCGUCGUUGAGGCAGUUGCAGGGCUGGGCAUACCACUCACUGCGGCGACUGACCUCGACUGGAGCUAUGAGUGCGCAGUCCCUGGUUAGGGCUCUGACUGGGCGGCGGGUCACGAUGUCCAGUUCCUUCAGUGGCAUCGGUACCGACCACAUCGCUGCCAGCAUGCUGGGAGUCGCGGGGACGAGACUUGCGACCGAGCUGACCUCUGACGGCGUGCCGCGUGACGAUGCGAUCACCUUCGACCACCAGUGGUCACUGGAGCGGGACCGCAAGUGCCAGCAAGAACUGGCGCUCCUCGCCCGCAUUCAUGCCCGCGAGCAUCGCCACUGCAUCUUCGGGGACACACUCGACUUUACCCCGGAUCACCUCAAGGACGACGUCGGCUUGACCAGCAGAGGUUUUGAGCGACCCGCCCGGGAGCUGCGAUGCGUUCUGCCGCGGGCGCGGCCCCAGGCAAAGGGCAAGUGUCUGACGCACGGUUGCCUCUGUAGUCCAACGUCGUGUGACAUUCACGCGGCUGGCCCGAACUGCAAGGGCCAUUCAGUCUACGGCGACAUGCUGGGGAUGGACGGGCCGUACGCCAAAUAUUUCUUUCAAUGGUGCGCUAUGCGCCGCAGUCUGCUGGAGAAGAUAGUUCUCCACGAAAAUGUGGAGCGCUUCGAUGUUGGCGAGCUCGAGUACCACUUGGGCGACUUAUACUUCAUCGUCCGCUGCUCAACGUGCCCCUCGCAGUAUGGUUGGCCAUGCCAGCGUAAGCGGUCAGUAUCCAUGCUGAUCCUGAAGGAGUACGCGUGCCCGAUCCUCGACGCUUUGAACCUGCCGCGCGACCCUGUUCGCCGCUCCUCGGACGAGUUCUACGACAUCAAGAUGAUGGUGGCGUUCAUGUUCCAUAGGGGGAGGGAUCCGGGUCUCACUUGGAGGGCCUUCCUUGUCAGCAACCAGGAGGAGAUCGAGGCCGAGCUCGAGUGGGCUGCGAACCGCAAGUCGGUCAGGGACUUCGACCGCGCCGGCUUCGUAUGCAGCCUCGACAUCAAUGCGACCCCGUACUCUGUGCUUGGUCCCAACGAGCUCAAGAGGGCGGAGUUCUACGAGACGCACGCGCCGAAUGAGUGCUACGACGUCGGUCAGAACCCGUGGAAAAGGCCCAUGAACUCUCGUGGACCAGAGCUCCACACGAUCAUCGCCAACGCUGCAGCUAUUGUGGAUCCUGUGAGCGCGCGGCUUGUGACGGUCAACGAGCUGCAGACCGCGAUGGGCUACCCUGUCACGGAGGAGGCCGUGGCGAAGCAGCAGGGCAAUUGUUACCAUGUGAACGUCAUGGGUUCUUUCCUCGGCGUCGCCGUCCUCGCCUUCCCCGACCUCGGACCUGCGGUGCAAUAUCGCAGAUGGUCUAGGACCAAGUGCAGCGUCUGCGGUGUAAUGUCGCAGAUUGUCCAGGCUGCCCGUGGUGGCGGCGCUGCCGGCGAGUCGCUCGAGCCGGGAGGCAUCCGAGCGCCAGUCGGUACCUAUCGCACUGUGAACGACCAGUUCCCCGGCCUCUCAGGCCGAGUGCUCAGGGACGCGGUUGACGCGAAGUUCGUGCUGGAGGAUAUUGGCCACGAGAUCAUACCAUGGUUCCACGCCAACGGCGAUAAAGUCUUCAAGAGGCACACCAUCAACUGGCGUGGUCAGAAAGCUGUGCGGGCGGAGUACAAGGACCGCAUACUCAAGGAGGGCAUCGGGAAGGACAUACGCGCUGGGAAGGUGUACUGCGUUCCAUCGUCCGUCAACAGGGCUCAUUGGACCUUGCAUCAGGUGUCGGCUGCGACUUUGCAUGAGGCUUUAUACGACGCCCACGCAGAGAAGCCAGACAACGAACAAGUCCUGGCUACGAUUCAUGGUGGAGUCAGAGAUGUUGUUCUUCUUCAGCCCACUUGCCCCGCGUAUGUACUCCAAUACUACAGAGACGAGAUGAAUCGUCUGACUGGGUACGGGUCGCAGAGAUCGUGGCUGGAGAGGAUCAAGCUCGUCGUUGAUAUUGACGCAAAGCUUGCGGAUGACAGGUCGAAGAAGCGAGCGAAGGCGGCGGAGCAGGCGCCCGACUCCCUCGACUCCUCUGGCGGCUCUGCCACCGCGACCUCCGCAUCAACUGCGAUCACAGAGUAUGUCGGCGCCGGCGGCGACGAGGACGGCGACGAGGAGGACGAUGACGAGGAGUGCGAGUGCGGGGACAAGAAGCGCGUCAGGUCCCAAGCUGGUCACCAAACAGCCGAGUGGGAGACCAUCCAGGGCGCGUGGCCAGCACUCUUCACAGGCAUGGCCGACUUCCUCAGGACAAGGCGUGUCCGGACGAAACUGAAGGAACACGGCGUUUUGACUUCCGUUCUGGCCUUCAUGGACACCCAUUGCAAAUUUACGUACGCGGGCCUCUCCUCAAACACGGUGAUGUUAGUACAGGAGUCCAUCUUGAAGAAGGUCGCUGGGCACACAGACUACGCCGGCGCCGAGGAGGUAUCGAUGCUCGCGUUCCUGUACUUGAGCGCGCCCACAGACGUACUCCCAUACGUAUUCAAGUCAACUGCUGAUGUGAACACGAAGCUGCCCAAUCUCUUCAGCCGCAUGCAGCAGAACAAGCACUUUCGCUUGGCAAGGAUUCCAAAUGUCAACCCAGGUGAUCAGAGUGCCGCGAUGCUGACAUUGGUUAAGGCCGACAAGAAGGAGAUGCCCAAACCUGCGAAGAAGUCAAAGGAAGAGAAGGCUGCAGAGGCCGAAGCUAAGAAGGCGGCCAAAGCUGCUGAGAAGGCGCGGGAGAAGCAGCAGAAGGCGGAUCAGAAGAAGGCGGACAAGAAGAAGAGGAAGCGCGGCGGCGAACCUGAUGACCACGCUCACGACGGCGCGCCGGAUGCGAAGCAGCAGCAGCAGCUUGUGCAGCCUGUUCGCCCAACACUUGACGUUCCAGCACAUCAGCACGGCUGGGCCAACAUCGUGUCAGGUUCAGACGGCACGGCUCGAUCCCUCACGUUCCUGGACGACGUGAAGCACACUGUGGCACUUGUUCUCGCGCGUCGGGAGCAAGUUGACAAGGCAAAUGGGGUGGACUUCAAUGCAACCACUCUGGCCGCGAAGUGGGAGAUCAUUGUUCUCUUGACUGCCUGUGGAUUUUCAUUCGGCUGCGACAAAGUUCUGACCACAUCCCUCACUACGGCUGAUGGCGCAAUGAAGACGUACUCUGGCGAGUGGUCGGAACUACGGUGGGAUAUCUACCUGACUCUGUGUCGAACCUUCGACGUGAACUUGGACGAGUGCCCUCUGACGGACGACUGCUGCGUCGAGGAGGACGAGGAGCAGCCUGAGCUGGGACCAAUCAAGCAGAAGAUACAUAUUCUCUUGAAGGAGCAUACGUACCUGAAGACCAAGCUCGCCAACAUCUACGAGACGAACCGUCCGUCUUGUGAUUCUACCAUGGACGAGGUGAAGGAGAGCCAUGUUUCCUAUACGAGGGUGAACGCUGCAAUACUAUCAGCUCUGAGAGGCGACUCUUUCGAGACGGCGAUGCUCCCGAAUGUGCUCAAAGGGGUCGUGUUCGACAAGGCCGAGGACAACUUCUCGUCCGUCUUGCGAUUCCUCACGCCUAUCAUUCAUAAGGAAGUUCCGCCAUCCCUCUACGCGACGGCCUGCCUCUUAACCAAGUACGCACUGGUGAAGUCUGGCGUCGUUGACGGAUCAGAGCGUCAGUUCAACGUCACACCUAGCAGCGUGCUUGUCGACCUGAGCGCGGCUGCGCCCCUGGUCACGUGGUCAGACGCCAACUGGAAGACCUUUAAAGAGGUGGAGGCGCUUGUACAGCUGCAGCCGAGGUACUUGCUGUUGGGGAUGACCAAGCUGUGUGAUUAUUUCGACACCGCUCUGACCAUGGACGUCAUCCCGGUGAAGUUCAAACAGCAGAUGUCUGACCUCCACGCUUUCAUGAAGUCUGGGGUCGCAGUUGCAAUGGGGUGUAAAGAUGCAAUAUUCAUGUACGCUUCUGACUGCAAAUUAGAUGGCCUUGACGAGGAGAUGUGGACGACGUUGUUCGAAAAGGCUGUGGACCUUAAGUCUGCUCCAGUGCGGAAGACCGACCAGCAGUGGGACACCUUGACGAAGACCAAAGAGGCGUCUGUUCGACAGAUGACACCAAUCCAACUCCGCAAAAAACUCGUGGACGACUUCAACGUGAAGACCGACGCGGCCAAACUGAUGGCCAAGGAUACCAUGGUGUCGCUCAUCGCAAAGAAGCUGGUCCACAAUGCCAAGGACAAGUUGGUCAAGAAUUGGGAUGUCUCUGUCAAGGCGUUCUUCUCGGUUGAGUUGGACGGAGGCGUGGACAAGGAUGGUAUCGAUGAUGUGGUGAGCAAUGUCAUUAGCGAGGGCGGCAUGCGGCGCGUGCCCUCGUUGACACUGCCGCGGGCAUGGUGUGCAUACAAGGUCGGCCUGGAGCUGACAGAUUACAUCCUCGACUUAUGGAACCCAAACUUCAAGCUCGACCAGGGUGGAGGCAAGGCCAACUUCAAAAAGGUGUGGGUCCCGAUCGAUCUGAAUGAGUACUUGCCCGUGAAGGAUGGGUGGCUGAUUCGUUUGGCAUUCGUUGGAGCUAUCUCAUUAGAGGAGACCUUAGUCGAUCGCAACCUUCGCCAGUAUGCAAACAAGGUGGAGAUAGGCAAGGUGACAAUCCAGGGCCACACGUACAUUAUGUCGGUGACGCCUGGUGGAGGGGAAGGUUCUCCCACGUGCGCCCCAGCAUGGUCCGUGAGGGGCAUGAGUGAGGAUGACUUUCACAAGGCCUCUGAGAACAACGAAUGGAUCGAGGCUAUGGUGCAGGACUGCUUCGAGUUCGACGUCACUGUGGGCGGCGUUGUGAAGGUGACGUUCGCGCUGCCUUUCAUCGGCGUGGCACCCGUGGAGUCUGCGCCGCAGCUUGCGAUCGAGGACGUCCACCAGCAGCCGCAGCCGCAGAAGACGAACCCUGCCGCGUGCGGGGCCCUUCAUCCUGCUCAGGCUUCUCAGGAUCCUGGGCCGCCCACGGCAGCGGAGGGGGCCCCGGCGGUGGAGCCCAAGGAGUCGGAGUCCCCGGAGUCCCCCAAGGAGGAGGCGGCGGCGAAGCAGGUCGUGGCUGCCACCGUGGCUGUGGAGCUGCCGGGGCCGCAGACCGAGCCCCAGAAGAACUUCGGAUCGAUGGAGUUCUUGGCGUUCGACGACAUGAUGGAGCUGGCGCGCCCGAUGUUCCCGGAUGAGGCAGCCAGGCACGCGGAGAAGGUCGACAGGAGGGUCGCCAAGAAGGAGGAGCGGCGGGAGCGUGCCCGCGUGAGCGAUGGCGUCGGCACCGUCGCCGCGACCGUCGCCCAGCAGUCGGCAUUGCUGUUCCACUUGAUGCAAUAG